Molecule: messenger RNA, 1359 nt
Organism: Zymoseptoria tritici IPO323
Lineage: Eukaryota; Fungi; Ascomycota; Dothideomycetes; Mycosphaerellales; Mycosphaerellaceae
Exons: 3
Coding region: 37-1359 (440 amino acids)
Biological process (GO): endoplasmic reticulum calcium ion homeostasis
Cellular component (GO): endoplasmic reticulum
Molecular function (GO): calcium ion binding
Source: RefSeq, a predicted model, not a curated record
CGUUGUCUUCCUCCACCACCACCGACCAAUCUGAUCAUGGGCGAGAUUCUCAAGGGUUUCCAGGGUUUCCUGGGCGGUGCCAAAUCUUCCGUGUCCUCCGUGGUAUCUAACGACGAUUCCGACUUUGCCGACUUCGCGACCGCUGCGGCACCUCAAGCACCAAGCCAUGUCGCGUCCUCAGUCUUCACCGAAGCAGCGACGACUGCACGUCCUCCGCGAGCGAUCGACAUGUUCAACAGCCCUACCAUGGCCGGCCGCCCAUACACAAAGUGGUACCGAGUCUGGGAGCGAGUCACGAUCAAAGACUUUUACCAGGAGCUCACCAUCAUUCCGAUCAUCGUCUUCAUCAUCCUGGUCAACCUCUGGGGUGCAGCGGCCAACCGCAGCCGCGCGAAAGAAUGGGCGAAGAUCCAUCUACCACUUCUGAGCGCAGAGUACGCAGCUGUGGGAUUCGGAAAGAACAAGAAGCAGCCAUCACCAGACGAUGCGGAGUUGUAUAAAGAGCAGAGCAAGAAUGAGUACAUCACGUAUUGUACGGGUCGUCAGAACGUAGCUUGCUUGGAUGUUAAGCUCACGCUGUACAAGCGGUACAAUCCACUCUUUUGGGCCGCUGAGGUGAUUCUCAGCUUCUUCUUUGAGAGCUUUGAGAUGCCUGUGGAGCGGCUGGAGGCUACGGCGUACGCUUUUGACGGCAAGGAGAAGCAGCUUGUGCCGGGACAGGAUUCGGUCAACGCCAAGGACAGCCAAUACGAUGGGUUCGUCUGGGCUAUCGUGCACAAGGACAAGAUGAAGCAACUGCGCGACGAUCGCUACGAUGUCAGCUUGACCUCUACCAAGGACCACCCGAAGCUACCCACUUGGGCAACGGUCAUGUCUGAGAGCGCGGAGGUCACUGAAGCGCUGCUCACACCCGAGCUCAUCAAAGCUGUGACGGAAGCUGGUGAAGACAUGGAGGCCUUGAUUAUCUCCGAUCAGCCCGUUAAUGCACCGUUGAAACUGAACGACACUGUGCCCAAGAAGCGUGUAUCCCUCGCCAUGCGCCUCACAACCGAUUCAAGCAAAACGGCCCUCUUCAGCUACUUCCUCCGCCUACCCGACUUCCUCGUUAACAGCGCUCACUUCCGGCCCGAAGCCAUGCGCAAGAUUCGAGCCACUCGUGAGGAGCAGAUGAAGAAGAUUCGCCGGGUCGAUGAGGAUGAGAAGGCGGAGGAGAGGAAGCUCGCCAGUGAAAAAUUGAAGAAGGAGGAGCGGGAUCGAAAGUUGGCGGCGUUGACGGCGGCGGAGCAGAAGAAAUUUUUGGAGAAGGAGAAGGACAAGGAGCAGAGGAAGAUCCAGAAGAAGCAGACCAUGAGGGGUUGA